Molecule: messenger RNA, 1587 nt
Organism: Culex quinquefasciatus (southern house mosquito)
Lineage: Eukaryota; Metazoa; Arthropoda; Insecta; Diptera; Culicidae
Exons: 3
Coding region: 1-1587 (528 amino acids)
Biological process (GO): proteolysis
Molecular function (GO): aspartic-type endopeptidase activity
Source: RefSeq, a predicted model, not a curated record
AUGUCCAACCCACCGGGAAUCAACAAAUCCGGAAGCGCUGGAUCCGGUCAAGCGAGCGGGGAACAACCGUUCAAGGACACCAUCAUCCAGCUGCUCGCCAAUCAACACGCGCUGAUGGAGGAGCUCACCGAACAGGUGAAGAACCUGCAGGCGGCGCCCCGGAACGAGCUGGUGCUGGACUCCUGGCCACGAACAUCACGGAAUUUGUUCGACGCCGACGCGUCGUCGCUCGAUGACGCUGCGAAAGUCCGGCUGCUUCUGCGGAAGUUGUCCCCGGCCGCGCACGACCGGUACACGUCGUUCAUCCUCCCGAAGGUUCCAAAGGACUUCAAGUUCAAGGAGACCGUCGACAAGCUCAAAUCCAUUUUCGGCACACCCGUGUCGAUCUUCCAUCGUCGCUAUCAAUGUCUGCAGACAGCGAAGGACGAGUCAGAGGAUUUGAUCAGCUAUUCCUGCAGAGUCAACCGCGCCUGCGUGGACUUCCAGCUGAAGAAGCUCGACGAGGAACAACUGAAGUGCCUGGUGUUUGUGUGUGGACUUACGGCUGCCAAGGACUCAGACAUCCGUAUGCGUCUGUUGUCCAAGAUCAACGAAUCUCAGGGCAUGACCCUCGAGAAGAUCGUAGAGGAAUGCAAAUCGCUCGCUACUCUCAAGCAGGACACCGUCCUAAUUGGGAGCCAUGCAUCCUCCUCCGUGCAGCUGUCCACAAACGCGGUCCGGACCGAGACGAAGCAGAAGCCCAAGGGGAAGUUCGGAGGCAAGCAGCGCGACAACAUCCCGAAAUCACCGUGCUGGUCGUGCGGCGGAAUGCACUAUAUGGACGAGUGCAAGUUUCGGGAGCACAAGUGCCGGGACUGCAACAGAGUGGGACAUCGCGAAGGCUACUGUUCCUGCUUCUCAGCAAAGAACCGGACCAAGAAGGAGCACAAGUUCCAGCCGAAGCCGCAGCAGAAGCAACGCUCGAGCAAGAGCGUGACCGUCGGCAGCAUCCAGCAGGGUCGGCGCUACACAACCGUCGGCAUCAACGGCGUGCCGGUGGAGCUUCAACUAGAUUCCGGCUCGGAUAUCACCAUUCUCUCAUAUCAGAACUGGGAGAAAGCUGGACGUCCUCCAACGGUUCCACCGGACUGCUCUGCGAGGGCAGCCUCCGGGGACAAGCUGAACAUCUCUGGGAUGUUUUCGGCUACCAUCAGCAUCGGCGGAGUCCACAAACAAGGCAAGUGCUACGUGAGUGGACCGCAGCUUAACCUCAACGUCCUCGGAGCCGACGCCAUGGACAAGUUUGGCCUCUGGGAUGUUCCACUGUCGUCCAUCUGCAACCUGGUGGCCAGUGCGGACGAAGACGCUGACGUUGCCGAGCUGAAGUCGCGGUUUGCGGACGUGUUCAGCGAUCGCGCUGGUGUCUGCAAGAAGACGCAGGUUCACCUCGACCUGAAGCCAGAUGCGAAGCCUGUGAUGAGCUGCAGCGACUCCAAGAUCUGGGCAUCAUCACCCCGGUCACGUACGCGGAUUGGGCCGCGCCCAUCGUGGUCGUGCGGAAACCGGAUCGCUCUAUCCGGAUCUGUGCCGAUUAUUCGACCGGGCUGA